This is a messenger RNA of Penaeus chinensis, 3548 nucleotides long. RefSeq names its product ATP-dependent RNA helicase DDX51-like (gene Dbp73D). The transcript has 9 exons. Gene Ontology annotation, molecular function: nucleic acid binding; ATP binding. The record is from RefSeq and is a predicted model, not a curated record. Bases 236 to 2821 code for a protein of 861 amino acids. Gene Ontology annotation, cellular component: nucleus. NCBI's taxonomy places the organism in Eukaryota, Metazoa, Arthropoda, Malacostraca, Decapoda, Penaeidae.
AUAAGAACUUCUAAUCUAAAAAAAAAGUACUUAUUUUCCAGAGGGAGAACAAAAUCUGGCUGAGAACAUCCUGCUGAAAAUCAAAACAAUCGGACACGUGAGGCGAAGUUGAGCCACAUUGUGUUUACACGGGUGAAUUAUGUGUGGUUUAUAGACUUAUUUGAAAAUUGCAUUAAUGUGUAUACUACUAGGAGAUUUAUAUUCGUUAAAGAAAAAGAACUAAGAAUACUUCACAAUGCAUCAGACUGACUAUCCCACUUCAACACGAUACUGGGGCACAGAAGCUUGUGAAGAUCCUCUUGGUAAUGAUGCAAGUCCUGCAGAACCAAACGAUCAAGCUUCAGUCCUCCUCGCUCGACUGAAUGAACGGGCCAGACUGAGAAAGGCUGGGAAACCUAUUUUGGGCGAAGGUAAUUGUGUGAAAGAAAAUGAGAAACACUCGGAGGAGAGUCACAAGAAAACCCCUACAAAAAAGAAAAACAAAAGCAAAACAAAAGGUCAAACAGAUCAGAAUGAUGUCAGUCUUACAGCAGUUACUGAUGCAGAAGAAACCUUUAUAAAUGGUGAAGAAAAUGGUGAAGAUUCGCCCCUCAAAAAGAAGAAGAAGAAGAAACAUUCAAAAGAUGUGGAGGAGGAUAUUGGGGAUAAAACACAAAUGAAUGAAGAAGUGGAGUUUAAUGAAGAUUGCUCUCAAAAAAAAGGGAAAAAGGACAAGCUCAGAACUGAAAGUAUAAACCUUGAAGCUGAUCCACUAGAAGGUAACAGACACACUGAUACUAAUAACAAAAAAUCACUUAAACAAUCAAGUAAAAGACAAGGUGACAGCAAUACUGAUGCUUUAGGUGAGAAUAGUACGCAAGAAAGUGUGGACCCACUGAUUGACAACAGUUCUGGGGCUGUGUCUGAAAAAGAAAAAAAAUGCAAGAAGAGAAAAAAAACGGAAUCUGAGGAUGAUUCCAAGCUUGAAGCAGGUGAUAUCGAACCAAGCACACUGUUGUCAGAAAAUAAGAAGCGGAAAGUCAAUGAAUGCAGUACAAAUCUGACCAAGGAAAAUGGAGUUGCAGACCGUGAUGCUGAUGCUUCUCAAAAUGAGGGGGAUUCUGAGCCACCUGAAGCAAGCAAAUUGCAAACAGAACGUGAGGCAAAGAGGAGGCUGAAGAAAGAGAAGAAGAAAGAGAAGAAGUGGAAGAAGAAACAAGCAAGAAAUAAUGGAGAGAUUGGGGGAUUUACUUUGGUGGGAGAAGUUUCAUCUACAACCAAAGCAAAGGUUGAACGAGUAUUGCCACUUUGGAUGUCUAACCCUGUAAGGUUUGGACGAGAUAUUCAAGGAGAAAAGGUUCCUUUGGAGUCGAUACCUGGUAUUGAUACUUCUCUCAAAAAGGUUCUUAAGAAGCGAGAAAUCGAGAAUUUCUUUCCUGUCCAGACAUGCGUUAUUCCAGAACUUUUAGGCAGUGUUAGUUCCAUAUCAACAAGGUUUCGACCAAGGGACAUAUGUGUGUCUGCUCCCACUGGGAGUGGAAAGACGUUGUGUUAUGUUCUUCCGAUCAUACAAGCCUUGGGCAAUAGAAAUGUUCGAAGAAUACGAGCUCUGGUGCUUCUACCUGUCCAGGAAUUGGCAAUGCAAGUGUAUAAAGUCUUCCAGACUUAUGCUGUUACUAAGCAGCUAAAGAUUGGGUUGGUAAAUGGUGUAAAGGCUUUCAAAGAAGAACAGCAGGCUUUGGUCCGUCAUGACUAUGCUGGCCACCAUUCACUGAUUGAUAUUCUGGUUGCCACCCCAGGAAGACUGUCUGAUCACCUGAGCUUCACCAAAGGCUUUGACCUUUCACAUCUGAGGUACUUAGUACUGGAUGAAGCUGACCACAUGCUAGCAACCGGUGGAGGGGAAUGGAUCAACCGAAUAGAACAGAGUAUUAAGGACCAAAAUGUAGAGAUUGGGACACUAGGCCUUCAGGCAAUGGGAGCAGUUCAUUUUCCUAAACCUUCACUGCAUCGACUCCUAUUUUCUGCAACCUUGACCAAUAAUCCAGAACAAUUAAAGCAUGUCCCACUCUAUAGGCCUAAACUCUUCACAACUUGUGAUAGUGGUCCUACCAUUUCAGUUGCGAAGAACUCUGAAGUGACAAAGUACACCAGGCCAGCAGAACUAACUGAAGAAUUCACUGUUGUUGAAGAGUCUGUGAAGCCACUUAUUAUUCAUCACUUGAUAAAAUCUAGAGGGUGGAGUAAGGUCCUGAUAUUCACUAAUUCUCUUGAAACAACACAUAAGCUGACAGUUCUGCUCAGUUUGAUUGCAAAGGAUAUGAACGUCAAGGAAGUUUCCAAGUUCGUUGAUAAGAAGAAAAGAAAGUUUAUUGUUGCAAACUUUUUGUCUGGAGACAUAAAUGUUCUUGUAGCCAGUGAUGUUAUGGCUCGUGGAUUGGAUAUACCUAAUGUUGACAAUGUAGUCAGCUACGAUGUCACUUCCAACACUACAUACAUUCAUCGUAUUGGAAGAACUGCAAGAGCUGGAAGACCAGGAACAGCCGUUUCACUUGUUACUCUAGACAAGAUGCGCGACUUUAAAGGUAUACUCAGAAAUGGUGGACAGAGUGCAACAGAAUUUACAGUUCCUACUAGUGAUCUGGAGCCUUAUGAGGAAAUGUACGUUGAAGCUUUAGCAAAGAUGAAGGAUAUCCUACAGGGAGAAGAGCAGAAGAAGAGAGGAAAUACAGAGAGGGAGAAUGCACACAAGCAUAGACACUUUAUUGAAAGGAAAAAUGUACAAGGAAACAAAGAUCUCUCCUCCAAGAAACCGAAUCAUGAUCAAAAGGAUAGGUACUAGUGGUCUGAGAACACCUUUGGACAUGUGUGCCUUCAAAUAUUGUUGGGAUGACUUACAAAAUGAUGUGCUAGCUAUAUCACCUUGAUUUUCUGAAAGAAUUGUUAUCAUUUUUUAUUGUUAUUAUUUAUAUUAUAUGAUCAUCAAUAUUAACCCACCUUCACCAGAAAUAUGUAGUGUUCACUGUAGCAUUGUUUUGCAAGAUAGUCUGCAAAUAGAUGGCUCCACAAUUGCUUGGCCACAAAGGAGUCAACUAGUAGACUAUGUGACAUCACCUGAUUUCACCUGUCAUUGAGUUUGCAUGACAAUUUUUUUUUUUUUUACUAAUGCUAUCAGUAUCAGUGCUGUUAUUAUUAUUAUAAACAUUAUAAUUAUUAUACUGUUAUUGGUAUUACUAACAGCAAUGAAUAUGGUAAACUGGUGAGAUAAUUAAGACUUGUAAUUGGCUCAUUGGUAACUUACUUGGUAUAUACAUACCAUUCCUGGCACCAUCAGGUUAAUAACAUAAAAAAAAGAUAAAUUCAACAAAUGGGGAUAUCAGGUGCAUUCACUAGGAUCUUAUCAUUGACUCCAUGUUGGCUAGGCACUUGGAGCCAUCUGUCUGCAACAAAAUUCGCAAAAAAUACUGUGGAAGGUACAUACUGAGGGAAAUGGGUGAUAUGCAGUGAUACAUAACAAAAAAAAAAAUGUAAAAGCAGUGAUUAUAUGAAAUAUAAAAUAUACCAGUAAC